Molecule: messenger RNA, 732 nt
Organism: Carica papaya (papaya)
Lineage: Eukaryota; Viridiplantae; Streptophyta; Magnoliopsida; Brassicales; Caricaceae
Product: protein PLANT CADMIUM RESISTANCE 2-like
Source: RefSeq, a predicted model, not a curated record
GAGACCAAACACCACACAUAUACAAAACGCUUUGUGUUAUCCAAAACGGUGAGUUUCUUUUGUUAGAUUUACUCUAUGAGCAUGCAGUCUUCAAAUCCAAAUGCUCAUGGCAAGUCGGGUCAGCCUGGAACCGAGCAAGAAUGGUCAACUGGCUUCUGCGAUUGCUGCUCCGACGUCCCAAACUGUUGCCUUACGUGCUGGUGCCCGUGUAUUACGUUUGGACGAAUAGCUGAAAUCGUCGAUCGAGGAUCAACAUCUUGCGGAACCACUGGAGCUCUAUAUAUUAUAAUCGGUGUUUUGACGGGGUGUGCAUGCUUGUAUUCUUGCUGCUAUCGUACCAAGUUGAGAGAGCAGUAUAAGAUUAAAGGAAAUGAUUGUCAAGAUUGUUUGGCUCAUUUCUUUUGCGAGUUAUGUGCUCUCACCCAACAGUAUCGUGAACUUCAAAAUCGAGGAUAUAACAUGUCAAUUGGGUGGAACGCAAAUGUGGAGCAACAGAGUCGUGGGGUGGCAAUGACUAGGCCCCCGGUGGUGGAAGGUGGAAUGACCAAAUAAAUACGGAUUAAUUGCCUAGUAGAAUUUCUGUUUGUUUCUUUUAAUUUUAAGAUUUUUGUGUUGUUGAAUUUAUGUUAUUGAAAAUAUUGCCUUCUUCUGUGAAAAUAAAGGUCUGUAAGAUGAAAUUUGAAUGAGAUUUGAUUAAUAAAUAAUUUCUCAAGUGCUCCAUUAUUAUGUUAA